CUAUCUUCUCCCCGCAAGCCGAGGUGGUGCGGGAGUUCAGUUUCGGGGCGGCGGUGGAGCGGGAGGGGGUGGCGGGCGUGCGGGUGUAUGGCAGCGGAGUGCUGGUGAUCACCGAGCCCCCGGUGCAGCAGGGGCAGGGCCAGGCGGACAAGCAGCAGGGGCAGCCGCCGUCCGCAGCUACACAGGCGCCCCAUCAGAAGGGGACUCCAGCACCCGGCGGUGGCAGCACUAGCAGCAGCAGCACCACCACCACCACCUCUGUCGCCCCAGGCAGCAUCUGGGCGGUCACCAACCUGCACGACCCCAAACCCACACGCCUCGCCAUGCCACCCGCCGCAGCCAUCAUGCUCGCCACCUCCUCCCCCUCCUCCUCCGCCUCCGCCUCCACCUCCCCCACCUCCCCCCGCCCCGGCCUGCCCUCCUGCCUCGCUGUCAUCGAGCCCCGCCACUCGCUUUCCCGCGGUCUGGAGGUGCUGGCGGUGUGGGGAGACACAUUGUGGCAGCUGGACGACUGCAGCGCCACAGACCACCACCCGCCCGCACUGAGGGGGGCAGGAGCAGGAGGGAGAGGAGGGGGAGGGAAAGGCGCAGCAGCAGCAGCAGCAGCAGCAGCAGGAGGAGGAGGGGGUGCGGUGCAUGUGGAGGUGUCCCCGGAUGGGGCGUUUGUGGCGCUGUUCACGGCGGGGGGGCGGCUGGUGGUGCUGUCGGCGGACUUGACCAAGCAGCUCACGGAGUUCGAGACCCGUGGGUCGGAGGCGCCCCCCUCCGGCCUCCACUGGGUUGGAUCCGACGCCGUACUGCUGACGUGGCCCGACGGCACCGCCGUACUCGUGGGGCCGUACGGUGACAGCGCAGAGUGGCAGCUGGGGGAGGACAUCACCGCGGUGAUCCCCGAGGUGGACGGCUGCCGGCUGCUGCUGGGGCGGGGGCGACAUGAGCUGUGGAGGAAGGUGCCGGAGCCGUGUGUGCAGGUCUUCCGCCCCGGCUCCACCGCCCCCCCCGCUCAGCUCUGGGAUGCGCGGUCCCUGUACGACACCUGC
Astrephomene gubernaculifera is the source of this 1040-nucleotide messenger RNA. The record is from the annotation of a GenBank genome assembly. Lineage: Eukaryota; Viridiplantae; Chlorophyta; Chlorophyceae; Chlamydomonadales; Astrephomenaceae.